CAUGAGAGUCCAAGUCACGAAACAGCCCGCGAGAUAUUUGCAUCUAAAAAUUCACAAGAACAUAAAACAAGUAUCUGGUCACAAACCAGAAUCACAACAUAUCACGAAAUGGUGGUUCUGGAUGUUAUAAUGGCCGCUGCCAUCGUGGCUGUUAUCGUUUACCUAUACGUGAAGCGGCAACAAACAUAUUGGGCCCGCCGAAAUGUUCCGCACCUGAAGCCGGAGUUUUUCUAUGGAAACACCAAAACUCUGGACCGCACCGAACAGCUCGGAACGAUAUUCGCGCGCUUCUACAACGAGUUGAAAGGUUCCGGUCCGGUUGCUGGAAUCUAUAUGUACGUCAAACCGGUCGCAGUGGUGACAGAUUUGGAACUGGUAAAGUGCAUCCUGGUGAAAGAUUUCCAGCACUUUACGGAUCGUGGUAUGUUUUACAAUGAAGUACAGGAUCCGUUGUCGGCGCAUAUGUUCAGCCUGCCUGGCAGCAAGUGGAGAUCCUUGAGACAGAAACUUUCACCUACGUUUACUUCCGGAAAAAUGAAGAUGAUGUUUAGCACGAUUGUAGCGGCGGGAAAGCAGUUCAAUGAUUUUUUGGAGGAAAAGGUGGGACACGGAAGUGAGCUGGAAUUGAAGGAUUUACUGGCACGUUUCACAACGGAUGUUAUUGGAAUGUGUGCCUUCGGGAUCGAGUGUAACUCAAUGAAGGAUCCGAAUGCUCAGUUCCGAGUGAUGGGAAGAAAGUUUGUGGAAGAUCAACGGGGACUUGUUAAAAAUGUGUUUCAUAAUGCAGCACCCGAGUUGGCGAAGAAAGCUGGACUGAGGGCGGUCGAUAAGGACGUGUCGGAUUUUUUCCUGAAUGUUGUUCGCGAAACCGUCGACUACAGAGUGAAGAAUAAUGUUAAGAGAAAUGAUUUUAUGGAUUUACUGAUUCAGAUGAGAAAUCCCGAAGAAAGUAAAAGUGGAGAAGGUUUGUUGUCAUUCAACGAAAUAGCAGCGCAGUGUUUUUUGUUCUACGUAGCCGGAUUCGAGACAAGUUCAACUCUGCUUACCUGGACGCUGUACGAAUUGUCACUGAAUCAGAGCAUACAAGAGAAGGGUCGUCAACAUGUUAUGGACGUUUUAGCUAAACACGGUGGUAAAAUAACGUACGAAUCUGUGAAUGAAAUGGUUUAUCUGGAUAAAAUUUUGAACGAGGCUCUUCGCAAGUAUCCACCGGUGCCGGUGCAUUUCCGCGAAACCACCAAAGAUUACCAGGUGCCGGAUACAAAAAUCAUCAUCGAAGCUGGGACUAAAAUUUUUAUUCCUGUUUACGGAAUCCAGCGGGAUCCAGCGGUGUUCCCGGAUCCAGAUCGAUUCGACCCAGAACGUUUUAGUCCUGAGCAGGUGCAGAGGAGACAUCCGUUCGCGUGGACACCGUUCGGAGAAGGUCCACGCGUCUGUAUUGGACUUCGGUUCGGAAUGUUGCAGGCUAAAGUUGGUUUUAUAUACCUGCUGAAGAACUACAAGUUUGAUAUCGGGAGCAAAUGCAAGGUUCCGCUCAACUUCGAUGUAAGAAGUUUAAUUCUUUCUCCAGAAGGAGGGCUUUGGUUGAAUGUGAAGAAAAUUUGUUAGCUAACUAGAUUUAUGUUCAUAACAAUUUUGAUUUCGUCACAAUGUGGCUCCAUUAAAUUAAAAAAAAACCUGCAUUAUAUCA
Topomyia yanbarensis is the source of this 1690-nucleotide messenger RNA. RefSeq names its product probable cytochrome P450 6a23. The transcript is spliced from 2 exons. The record is from RefSeq and is a predicted model, not a curated record. NCBI's taxonomy places the organism in Eukaryota, Metazoa, Arthropoda, Insecta, Diptera, Culicidae. Gene Ontology annotation, molecular function: heme binding; oxidoreductase activity, acting on paired donors, with incorporation or reduction of molecular oxygen; iron ion binding. Bases 109 to 1608 code for a protein of 499 amino acids.